AUUGAAAAAUUCGGAAAACUUUUAACGGAACGCUAUGAUACUCAGUUAAUUGUCAUCGAUGCGGAACUCCAUUUCGAAAUCACUUAUUCCACACCUUUUCGAAAAAACUUCGUCGCUAUACUAUAUCAUGAUCAACAUUUUGAUUGUGUAACCAAACCAUGGACGAUUCUGGGAUUUCGUGCACGGUGCCUUAUCUGUGGUAAUUUUUACCACGAUAAAAAGAGUCACAAAUGUUAUCGUCCCUGUUACUCUUGCAUGCAGCCCGACUGUCGAUUGAAUGAUUUUGUCAAAAGAGUUUGCAACGACUGCAAUCGCAACUUUCCAUCCGACGAAUGUUUUGAAAAGCAUAAAGAACGAAUUGCUUACAAAUCCAAGGAUCUUACCGUUUGUGAUGCCUGGAAGAAAUGCGCAGACUGCAACAGGUACAUAAAUCCGCCUGGCCGGAAGUACUCGGACCCACAUGUCUGCUAUGCGACGCUGUGCCUGAAUUGUAAAGAAUUUGUUCUUCCUAACCAUUUGUGCUAUAUUUUAAAUGGAGAAAAAGCGCAAAACAAGAAAGCAAAACCAAAGAAUCAAGCGGUUGCUGAAAGCGAAACUUUUGCUUCUGAAGAUGAUGCCGUGUCGGAUUUUCUGGACGAUGAUGCGGAAAGUGAAGCACGCAGCGAAGAGUUUUGCGAUGAUGUGGAUGAAGUCGUUAGUGAUGACGCGGAUGAUGAGUGCGAAGACUCCGAAUCCACUAUUUCCGAGACAAGUAAAAAACAGCAAGUCCGUUUUGAGAACAAAAAAUUUGUUUUGAUUUUGAAACAUGCCUGGACAACAGUCGAUAUCACCAGCCGAUGGUCGUGGCCAUGAUGUGCUUGGACGAUGAUUCGUUUGAGAUUUGUUUCAGUGGAUACGGAUGUGUUUCUGAGCUACUUGAAUGGAUUUUUAAAAACUGCCGAUCGUGCACCUUUUUGUCACACAACGGAAAGCGUUACGACAACUUUUUCAUCCUUAGUGGAUUAGAAAAGGAAGGCCACAUCGUCGAAAAAAUUCAAGAUGGCUCCAGUAUUACAAUGCUAAAAAUUCCCGGGCUGAAGUGCAAGUUCAUCGACACGCUGUCCUUCAUGCCACGUUCUCUUUCGGAGCUUCCAAAAGAUUUGGGAAUUGACGAUUUAGUUUUGAAAGGAUUUUUCCCUUACGCGUUCAACACGCCGGCAAACCAAAAUUAUCAUGGACCGUUGCCAGGAAAAGAAUAUUUUGACUGCCCGCGGAUGUCACGAAAGAAAUUUGAAGAAUUCGAGAAGUGGUAUGAUGAUGCCGUUAAUACCUUUGGGAGCAAUUACAACCUCCUGGAGGAAUGCAAGAAAUACUGCGUGAACGACGUUUUGGUUUUAAGAGAAUGUUGCCGGAUUACACGCAAAAACUUCAUGGAUAUGUUUCCUGGUAUCGAUCCAUUCGAUUCUGUAACAAAUCCGUCAGCAGUGCUUCUGGCUUUCCAAGUUCAUUAUUUGAAACCAAACACCAUCGGGAUUAUUCCUCCAGGUGGUUACGGCGGGCGACAAAAUCAAAGUUUCAAAGGAUUUCAGUGGUUGUCGCAUAUCGAAAGACAGUUGCAAGAGAAACAACCGGAGGAUUUCCUUCAGACUGCUCGUUCAGCUGCAGGUGAAAAGUUUUUGGACGACAAAAUAUGUGUUGAUGGAUUUUGGGAACCCACCGGAACAUGUUAUCAGUUCUACGGGUGCUUUUGGCACGGCUGCAAAAAAUGCUUCCCUGACCAACGGAAAAUGAACACGGUCAGAAUGCGUACUUUUGGCGAAUUGCGAGAGGAAACGCUAAGGAUUAAAAGAAAGAUUGAAAGCUAUGGCAGAUUUUUUGUGGGAAUCUGGGAAUGUGAGUACGACGAAUUGGUUAAAAAUGGAAAAAUCAUACCGCAAAAAGAAUUUCGACCGCCACUGAAUGUACGUGACCACUUGUUCGGCGGAAGGACUGAAAUUUUUGCCAUGUAUAAAGAAAUUCCACCACCGCUGAAAGGAAAAGCUUUCGAUUUCAUAUCCUUGUACCCGUCAAUAAUGGUGUACGGCAAGUAUCCAGUGGGUCAUCCUACGAUUCUUUACAAUAACUUCGGCGACCCGUUCGACUUAUCGGAAUAUUACGGCGUGAUUUAUUGCCGUGUACUUCCCCCUAAGAAUUUGUUUGUACCGACGUUGCCAAUGCGACUGAAAGAUGGAAGAACCGUCUACACGUUAUGCAGAACAUGUUCUGAAGAAGUUAAUAUUGCCAAACAGUGUGAGCACACAGAUGAAGAACGGGAACUUGAAGGUGCAUGGAUCACUCCUUUAAUGGAACAAGCUGUAUCGGACGGGUACAAAAUUGGCCACAUUUUUGAGAUCCACCAUUUCGAAGAAACGUCGCAAUUCAAUCCUGAAACCAAAAACGGAGGAAUUUUCGCUCAGUUUAUUCUUGACUUAAUCCGUGGCAAAAUCGUGAACAGCGGGUUUCCGGCGCACAUCGUGACGGAGGAAGAGAAAUGGGAUUACUGCCGCAACUAUGCCGAAAAGCUAGGAAUUGUUUUUGAACCUGACGAAGUGCAGCUAAAUCCAGGCGCAAAAUACUGUGCGAAAAUUUGGGUCAACGCUGUGUGGGGCAGGUUUGUUAUGAAAGCGCUGUACCAGCAACAUAAAUACUGCACUACUUAUAAGCAAAUGAAGGACAUCGUUUUCAAUACAUCGUUCGAAACAAAAGAUGUUCGGAUCGUGAAUAACGGCAAAGCGUUGGAUGUCACCUAUAUGGAAAAGAAAAACUGGGCUGCGCCAAACAAACGAUGCAAUCCGUACAUUGGUGUUUUCACUACUGGUUUGGCUCAACUGAAGCUGUUGCAGCAACUACGGCUAGUUGAGGAUCGUCUUCUUUAUUGCGACACGGACUCCGUUAUGUUUGUUAGUGAACCGGAAAAGCCAGAUCCACCUCUUGGAGAUCUGUUGGGCGAGUUCUCCGAUGAUCUGGGUGGUAAUUAUUUCGUCGAAUGGUUGGCACUGGCAAAGAAAACGUACUGCCAAAUGAUGUCUAACGGGGAGGAACGGAUCAAAUGCAAAGGUAUCCCGAAAACCGAAGCACUGAAAGAUCGUUUCCACGGAUCGGUACUACGGGACAUGUUAUUCAGCACUGGCCCAUCAACUGUCCAAGCAUGCGAUGACAUAACGUUCAAACGGAACACCACGGACUUUACCAUUCAAACUGUGCCUUUGCAGCGGCGCGUGGGAUGCACAUUUACCAGCAGAGUGAUCGGAGAAAAUUUUGUAACGUACCCGCACGGAUAUGAAAAUAUUCCCUUUCCUAAAAUCGGCUCGAAGGAAAUGGAUCUCGUAUUUAAUUUGCUUGAGAAAUACACCCCUGCUAUGUUGUAUGAAAACAUUGACGAUGAUGUGGCUCUCGAAUCCUUAGUGGAUUAGCAUAAUUUCUACUAAUUCUGGUUUGCGUAUCUUUAUUUGUGUUAUGGCGUCAAAAAUGGCGUCAAAGUGUAUACUGUGUUCUUUUUGAUUUUCUACU
Messenger RNA from Paramacrobiotus metropolitanus, 3528 nucleotides. RefSeq lists its product as uncharacterized. Bases 837 to 3431 code for a protein of 864 amino acids. Gene Ontology annotation, biological process: DNA replication. The record is from RefSeq and is a predicted model, not a curated record. Gene Ontology annotation, molecular function: DNA binding; DNA-directed DNA polymerase activity; nucleotide binding. The transcript has 5 exons. NCBI's taxonomy places the organism in Eukaryota, Metazoa, Tardigrada, Eutardigrada, Parachela, Macrobiotidae.